UCCAGUGCAACUAGUAAUCACAAUAAUGCUUUGCCACGUUGGUCGUACAAAGAGCAAACAAUGGGACAUUGUAAAUAAUCAAAGGAAAAGGUUCACAGCUUAGAGCGAGAGUAUACCAAGGCCAAGGAGACCUUUGGAGCUCUUUUUGUCCCCUGAACUCAAAAGCGAUCGACGGUAGUGGUCAUUACCACCAACCUGAGCACCAACAUGAGCAUCCACUGCGGCACCAACAUUGGCGUCGACACAGGCGUCGACAGCAACUGCGAUCUUGGCAUCGACAUCGGCUUGAACGGCAGCGCUGACGUGAGCACCUACAUGGACAGCGGCGUCGGCUUUGACGGCGGCGAGAACCUUGGCCUUAACAUCGGCGUCAACGAGAGCAGUGACCUUGGCGUUGACCUUGGCUUUGACGUCGUCAUCAAUGUCGGCGUUGACACCAGCAGAUACCAAGGCUGCCACCUUGGCAUCAACAAUAGCACGGACGGCCACAGCUACCUUGGCAGCAAUAUCGGCU
This is a messenger RNA of Melampsora larici-populina 98AG31, 514 nucleotides long. RefSeq lists its product as uncharacterized. The annotation marks the transcript as partial. The transcript has 3 exons. The record is from RefSeq and is a predicted model, not a curated record. NCBI's taxonomy places the organism in Eukaryota, Fungi, Basidiomycota, Pucciniomycetes, Pucciniales, Melampsoraceae.